This is a messenger RNA of Dunckerocampus dactyliophorus (ringed pipefish), 2595 nucleotides long. RefSeq names its product X-ray repair complementing defective repair in Chinese hamster cells 5 (gene xrcc5). Gene Ontology annotation, molecular function: DNA helicase activity; damaged DNA binding; telomeric repeat DNA binding. Lineage: Eukaryota; Metazoa; Chordata; Actinopteri; Syngnathiformes; Syngnathidae. Gene Ontology annotation, cellular component: Ku70:Ku80 complex; nucleus. The record is from RefSeq and is a predicted model, not a curated record. The transcript has 21 exons. Bases 73 to 2250 code for a protein of 725 amino acids. Gene Ontology annotation, biological process: cellular response to X-ray; telomere maintenance; cellular response to gamma radiation.
GAAGUGAAGUCCUGUUUGCUCCGGAUCUUUUAGUGGGUAACACAGCUUUAGAAGGAGGGAAAUAAAUACAGUAUGGCCAAGUCAAAAUCGUUUCUGGUGCUGUGCAUGGACGUGGGCUUUUCCAUGUCCAACUCAGCACCUGGGGAAGAAUCUCCAUUUGAACAAGCCAAAAAAGUCAUUCAGAAGUUUGUCCAACGUCAGGUAUUUGUAGAGGCUAAAGAUGAAUUGGCAUUGGUUCUAUUCGGCACUGACUCCACCAAGAACCCGCUGGCCCAGGAUGACCAGUACCAGAACAUCACUGUACACCGCAACUUGAUGAUACCUGAUUUUGAGCUUCUGGAGGAGAUUGAGAAUCAGGUCCACCCAGAGAAUCAGCAGGCUGACUGGCUGGAUGCUCUUGUUGUCUGCAUGGAUCUUCUUCAAACAGGAACAAAUGGGAAAAGUUAUGACCGACUCAACAUUGCCUUGCUGAGUGACCUCGCUACUGAAGCAGACUCCGAGCAACUGGACGUCAUCAUUGAAAACCUCAAACAGGCUGGCAUCACCUUGCAGUUCUUUUUACCCUUCCCUGUUGAAGAUGAAGCAAAAGAUGCAGGGGAUGCGGGCAGAGGAGGUCCUGAUGCCCCUGGCUCUGGCAAAGGUCUGUCCAGGGAGCAGAAGAGUGGGCUGGACAUGGUCAAACACAUCAUGCUCAGCCUGGAUGAGCAGGAAGGUCUUGAUCAGAUUUACACACUGAGGAAUGCAAUUGCGCAACUUCAUAUGUUUAAGUGCAUUGAGAGAAGACCCAUGGCCUGGCCUUGUCAGCUGACCAUCGGCAGCACUCUGUCCAUCCGCAUCGUUGGCUACAAAGCUGUGACCGAGGAGAAGCUGAAGAAAACGUGGAUCACGGUUGAUGCUCAAAGCAAUCAGAAAGAUGACGUGAAGAGGGAGACUGUCUACUGUCUGGACGAUGACAACGAGACGGAGGUGUCGAAGGACGACAUCAUUCAAGGUUUUUGCUAUGGGAGUGAUAUUGUUCCUUUCUCCAAAGUGGAUCAAGAGCAGAUGAAAUACAAACAUGACGGAAAGUGCUUUGCUGUUCUUGGCUUUACCAAACAGAAUCUGGUUCGGCGCCACUCCUUCAUGGGAAAUCAAGCCAUCAAGAUAUUCGCUGCACUUAACGAUCAGCAUGCAGGAGUGGCACUGUCCGCUCUGGUGCGGGCACUGGAUGAGCUCAAGAUGGUGGCCAUUGUUCGCUAUGCCUACGACCGGCGCGCUAACCCUCAAAUAGGAGCAGCUUUCCCUUGCAUCAAGCAGCACUAUGAGUGUCUGAUAUAUGUCCAACUUCCCUUCAUGGAAGACCUCAGCCACUUCGCCUUUGCGUCUCUGGACAGCAAGAAAUUUGCCCCUUCAGACACGCAGCUGCAGGCUGUCGACUCUCUCAUUGACUCCAUGAUGUUGGUGGAGCAGGAUGAAGAUGGAGAUCUAAAAGACAUGGUCAAAGUCCACGACAUCCCUAACCCGGCAUUCCAGAGGCAUUUCCAGUGCCUGCAUCAUCGAGCUGUCAACCCCGGCACCCCCUUACCUCCCAUGGAACCAUGGCUAACCGCUGUACUCGACCGCCCAGAUGUCAUCAAGGAACGUUGUGGAGCACCUCUGGAGGAGGUGAAAAGGAUUUUUCCUCUCAUAGAGGUGGAGAAGAAAAAGAAGCUGAAGACCAGUGCUCAGAUCUUUGGAAAAGAUUCAGAACAGCCCGAUGCCAAGAAGGCAAAAGGAGAUGCUGCGAAGGAGGAGGAGUAUAAUCUGGCUGACAUUUCGGAAGGUUCUGUUACUUCGGUUGGAAGUGUUAAUCCUGCCCGGGACUUCCGCAUCCUCAUCAAGCAAAAAGCACUUCCAUUCAAAGGAGCCUGUGAGCAGCUGACUCACAGGAUAGAACAGUUGCUAGGCAACAAGAACACACAGUACUAUAUGAAAAGCAUCACCUGUAUCGAGGCUUUCAGAGAGCAGUCAGUAAAGCUGGGGAAUGCCGAUCUGUACAAUAGCUACCUCCAAUCCCUGAAAAGGAGCAUCCCAAAAAGAGGGCUGGAGGCCUUCUGGGACCUGCUUGUCCAAGACGCCAUAUCUCUUAUUAGCCAGGACGAGGUGCAAGGAAGUUCUGUGUCCAAACACGAAGCCAGUCAGUUUCUGCUUGCUGAGGAGAAGAAAGACGAACCAGUCGCAAUAACAGAAGAUGACAUUGGCCAUGUUGAUGACUUGCUGGACAUGAUGUAAGAAAGAAGGCAAUGGGAGCGUCUGCGGAAAAAAUUUAAAGUAUGCAUCACUGUGCUUAACCGUCCAAGGCAGUCCAGUCGUCCAUUGUUUCACCUCCCACAUGGAGACCUUGUGGUACUUUUGUAUGGAUACUGCACACAACAGACUAAUAUUGUUUUGUUUGUAAUUCUUAAUAUUGGAGAGUGAGCUCUUAAAAUUGACAAAAAACAGCACGGUGGAAUAUAGCAUGGCCUGUUUACGACCUUAAAUCUGAUUUAUUUUGUAUAACUAGGAUGGAUAUAGUGUCAGAUUGUACAGUACAUGGAGGAAUUGUAAAUGCCAUUAACAUCAGUAGCACCAAUACGA